UUCGUGCCCAGUGUAUCAGUCUCAAGUCCACUGUCGUUAUCGUAGUCCCACUUUCAUCGCCUCGGUUUUUAAAAUCGAAGAGUCAAUUCACUGUUUUUUUUACGUGGAACAUUACAAGCAUCAAAUUCCAAGACAAGGGGGUAUAAAGAAUACGGCUAGAGGGUUUUAUUUUCUUAAUAUCUGAGAGAUAAAGCAGUCAACAUGUCAGUGAGAACGUCAACUACAAGCAAGAAGAAAUCCAAGCAACGGAAGAUUUCAAGCUCCAGUAUCCGCAGUGACAGCCCCAUUGUUAAAACAGCUGCAAGUCUUAGUCAGAUUUCUAAACCCAAAAAGAAGAAAGUGCUAAAAGAAGGUGAUAUGUUCAAGGAACGAACAGUAUCUGCAAGAACCUUCUCACGUUGGAAACCCAUUAGUAAAUCAUCUCAGGCAUUGCUUGUUCAAACAAUCGAUAGUGCCAUCGUGUCUGUUUUAUCGGAGACAAAUUCUGUGGCUUAUGUUGAUGUACAAGGCAUUCUAAAUAGGCUAAAAAAGAGGAUACUUGACAAGGCUUGGAAUCUAAAAGCACCUGUAACUAAACGCCCAAAAUUCAACACUUUGGAGGCUGCUUGUCGAAGGAUAGAAAGUGAAGCUCUAGAAGCAUCGAAUCAAGAGGAACUCCUGUCUGAAAUGGUGGAGCAAAUGAGAAGGACAGUGCAAGAAAAGGAGGAAAUCUUAGAAAAACUUGACAAAGGCAGCAGUGAAGCAAGAAAGGAGAAAUCCUGAUAUGAUGAGAGAGGGGGAGAGAUUACAUUUGGUUUAAAGAGAAAUUCCAGUAGUUGCAGAAAACACUGAUUUCAUGAGAAAGUCUGUAAAACAAUGCUUAAUUG
Molecule: messenger RNA, 866 nt
Organism: Lytechinus variegatus (green sea urchin)
Lineage: Eukaryota; Metazoa; Echinodermata; Echinoidea; Temnopleuroida; Toxopneustidae
Exons: 8
Coding region: 202-762 (186 amino acids)
Source: RefSeq, a predicted model, not a curated record